Messenger RNA from Patiria miniata (bat star), 1776 nucleotides. RefSeq names its product serine/arginine-rich splicing factor 7-like. NCBI's taxonomy places the organism in Eukaryota, Metazoa, Echinodermata, Asteroidea, Valvatida, Asterinidae. Bases 231 to 1091 code for a protein of 286 amino acids. The record is from RefSeq and is a predicted model, not a curated record. Gene Ontology annotation, biological process: mRNA splicing, via spliceosome. Gene Ontology annotation, molecular function: mRNA binding; zinc ion binding. Gene Ontology annotation, cellular component: nucleus; nucleoplasm; cytoplasm. The transcript is spliced from 11 exons.
AGUAACUACUGAAAGAAGUCGGGGUACUGACUAACUGGAUGACCAGCUUAUACACAGGGCAAUUCUCAUUAAUUCGUAUGAAUCACAUGCGUCUGAGAUAGUUUGGUGUCGAGGUUAUACACGUUGCAGCUUGUUGGUUUGGCGGAGCACACGUUUCGGAAAUUCGCUCCAACUUCCAAGUAAAAACAAAGAACAUUCACCGAAAAUUCUGAAUACUUAGGGUGGCCAAAAUGUCUGCCCAACUCUUCAUUGGAAGGUUGAGCAAGCAGACAAGGCAGAGAGAUGUUGAGGAGGUUUUCAGAAGGUACGGCCCGAUGCAGAGAUGUGAACUGAAAUACGGUAAGCACGGAACGGGAAUGGCCUAUGCCUUUAUUGACUAUGAAGACCGAAGAGACGCAGAGGAUGCCCAGAAGUUUGAAGAUCGUCAGGAAAUCUGCGGGCAGAGCAUCGUCGUGGAGUGGGCACGGGGACCCAAGCGAGGCGUGAGUGAUGAUGAGUGCUACAAGUGUGGUGGGAUAGGUCACUUUGCUCGUAACUGCCGCAGUGAAGGCAGAGGCUACCGUGGCGGUUUUGGGAGCAGCUAUAGCAGCAGAUCAAGGUACCGGUCACGUUCUCGGUCCAGAGAUCGCAGGUACCGGUCACGUUCUCGGUCCAGAGAUCGCAGGCGCCGCAGCUAUCGUUCUCGAAGCCGUAGUCCAAGGAGGCGAAGCCGCAGCCGGGAUCGUAAGCGCCGGAGCCGAAGCAGAGAUCGCCGACGUAGUCGUAGCCGCAGCCAUCACAAGAGGACACCAAGCCGUAGCCGAAGCCGCUCCCCAAGGAAGAGCCGAAGCCACAGCCCCAGACGCAGUCCAAGCCCCAAACGUAGCCAUAAGCGCAGUCCUAGCCCUAGGCGUAGCCGCAGCCGCAAGCGCAGCCCCAGCCCCCGACGUAGUCGCAGCCAUAAAGGCAGCGCAAGCCCUAAACGUAGCCGCAGUCGAGGCAGCAGUCAUAGCCGCAGCCGCAGUCGGUCUCGAAGCCGCAGCCCUGAGCAGAAUGGCAGUCGUGAGAGGCAGUCACGUAGCCGUAGCGGUAGCCACAGUGACAGGGACUAAACUACAAUAAUCCACACGAUUCCUUGCGAUACAUGUAGAACUUGAAGACCCAUAUUCCAAGUGUCUGUACACAUCCUAAUGCGUAUUUUGUCUUCACAAGAAAGACACACACUGUAUUUUAACUUUCCACAACACAGACACGCGCAUGAGAAGGCAACAAACAAAAUAUGCACAACAAAACACGGAUGCUCUGAUUUUUGGAAGCAACCUCUUCCCACGUAAUAACUGUUUUCAAAGAAAGUUAGCCAAUUAUGUGGUCUUGUUUGUCGCUUUUCAGCCAGUGUGUUUGCUUAAUUUUUGCGCACACAUUGAAAUUCUUUAUUCUGUACUUAAAGCUCUCAUAUCACCCUAAAAGUGGUCACCAAUUGUUACUUUACGCUGUCUGAAUCGUGUAGAAAUCCUCUGUUCCAUAUCCUAAGCAACAAGGAAGUUUGUGUCAUUCCUUAGAAGAUGCAUGAAUGUAGGUUUUAGUCGACAUACUUUUUAAGUUGCAAAGUUAUGGGUUCGUUUUAUGCUAUCAACUGAUGUCGGCUUGUAUUUUUUGAAACACUGUAUACUUGACUUUCUGCUUGUCCAAAGGUUCCCGGACAGAUUGUGAAGAUAACUAAACUGUUUGCUCUUUUUGUUCUGAUACUCUGAAUGAUCUGUUUAAUGAGUUUCUUAAAGUUUGUAGAUAUUUUUUUAA